Molecule: messenger RNA, 3214 nt
Organism: Trachemys scripta elegans
Lineage: Eukaryota; Metazoa; Chordata; Testudines; Emydidae
Gene: CCNE2
Product: cyclin E2
Exons: 12
Coding region: 1056-2315 (419 amino acids)
Biological process (GO): G1/S transition of mitotic cell cycle; regulation of cyclin-dependent protein serine/threonine kinase activity
Cellular component (GO): centrosome; nucleus; cyclin E2-CDK2 complex
Molecular function (GO): cyclin-dependent protein serine/threonine kinase regulator activity
Source: RefSeq, a predicted model, not a curated record
AUGCCAUAUCAUGUUGAGCUAUGCCUUAGCCAAAUAACAUAGUCUUGAGGGCCCUGGAAUGGGAAGAGACAAUGUGCAGAUAUGAGCCAAACCCUUCAUUUGCAGAGGGGUUGUCUGGGAAGCAAAGGUAGAGGGCGUGCUUCCUCUGUAAGGAAGUCUUCACUAGACUUUUAUCUAGAGUUAAUUGACUGUUAACUCAAGGUAUUUAACACCUUUGUGAAAGCAAGUGUGGACACUUUACAGCUGACUGGGCCCCAUAAGUGAGCACUAGCCUUUACCUUGAGUUAACGGGCAAUCUGCUAAUCCAAUGGUAGAGUGACCCCAUCUGCCUGUAAAAUAGAUGUAUCAAUAAAUGUCUGUAUGUUGACACUUGAAAACAGUAUUUAACCUACAGUACUUAUUCACUGAAAUAAAUUAUAAAAGUUCAUUACAUUAUAGGGCUUCAAAAGUAACGUACAUUUGAGUGUUGCUGCUCACUUGAGUCCUAUCCCCACACACAAUCCCUUGUCUUGUGUUGGCAUCUACUUUAGGUUACGCUCAUCUUCGCUUUACGCUAUACCCCCCCAAUGGGUCAGCCAAUCUAUCAGCUGCUAACACCACUGCACUGUAGCAUGGAGCCAGGCUAGCUCUGCUUGAGCGCUGCUAGUCCUCCAAUACCUUCCCAUAAUUCCUCCUGUGUGCCCAGAGAGAAGAGAUGAGUUCUCCCCCAAUUCCCUAAGGAAAAAAAAUUCAGCUCAACUUACUGCAAUGGAAAGAAUAGUGGUAGGAUCCAUCCAAAUAUGCCAUACAUGAAUGAGUGCAUCACUAGUGUGGACACACCAGUGGGUUAUUUUCAGUGUGGCCACUUGCACUUGAGCUAGGUAAAUGCAAGGGAAGUAACUUGAAUUAACUCUGUAGUGAAGACACUCACUGUUAAUCUAUUCCCAGGGAAGACAGCAACCUCUCUGGAAUUAUGGGGUUUCCUGCACUUUUUUCUGGACUAGUGGUACUGGUCCUUGUCAGAGAUGGGCUCAUGACUAGCUGGAUCACUGCUCUGACUCAAUAUCAUCAUUCCUAUGAACAGGAAGGGAUUCUACAACCCAAGGAAGAUGUCAAGACGCAGUAGUCGUUUGCAAGCCAAGCAGCAGCUGCUGCCGCCACCCCCAUCCCCCUGUCAGGAAGAGUCUCCACAAGAGCUGCAGGCACCAGAGCCUCUCCAGACCAAGAAAAGGAGAGCAACAGAGGAUAUCAAGAAAGGAGAAGAUGAAAAGGUCAUUAAAAGACAUCAGUAUGAGAUUAAGAGUUGUUGGCCACCCACAAUAUCUGGAGGCAUCUCCCCCUGCAUAAUUAUUGAAACACCCCACAAGGAAAUGGCAGCUACUGACUUUUCCAGAUUCAAGAAAUACAGGUUCAGAAACCUCUUCAUAAAUCCAUCACCUUUGCCUGAACUUAGCUGGGGAAAUUCUAAAGAUGUCUGGCUCAAUAUUCUGAAGAAGGAGAACAAAUAUGCUCACUGCAAACAUUUUACAUCGCUACAUUCUAACUUGCAACCACACAUGAGAUCAAUACUCCUGGACUGGCUCUUGGAGGUAUGUGAAGUGUAUAUGCUUCACAGAGAAACCUUCUACCUAGCUCAAGAUUUUUUUGAUAGAUUCAUGUUGACACAAAAGAAUAUUAAUAAAAAUAUGCUUCAGCUAAUAGGAAUUACCUCAUUAUUCAUUGCCUCCAAACUUGAGGAGAUAUAUGCUCCUAAACUACAAGAGUUUGCCUAUGUCACAGAUGGUGCUUGUAGUGAAGAUGAUAUUAUAAGAAUGGAGCUCAUUGUAUUAAAGGCUUUAAAAUGGGAACUGUGCCCAGUGACAAUCAUCUCCUGGCUCAAUCUUUAUCUCCAAGUGGAUGCUUUGAAAGAUGUUCCAAAAGUGCUGCUACCUCAGUAUUCUCAGGAAAAAUUCAUUCAAAUAGCACAGCUUUUAGACCUAUGUAUUCUAGAUGUCAGUUCUCUGGACUUCCAGUAUAGGACACUGGCUGCUGCUGCACUCUGCCACUAUACCUCAGCUGAGGUAGUCAAAAAAGCUUCAGGUUUAGAUUGGAACAGCAUUUCAGAAUGUGUAGCGUGGAUGGAUCCUUUUGUUAGGGUGGCAAGAAAAGCCCCUGUGAAAUUGAAGAGUUUUAAGAAGGUUGCAGUGGAAGACAGACAUAAUAUCCAAACCCACACAAACUACUUGGACAUGCUGGAUGAAGUGAAUUGUGGAGUAGCUCUAACAGCACCAGGACAGUUAUCUCCAGGAUGUAUAGGAGGAAUAAUAACACCACCCAAAAGCACAGAGAAAAAGUGAAAAUAUGGAAACCACUGACAAGACAUAUGCAAUGAACACUCUUUGGUAGAAACUCCAAAGCAGGACACUGCUUCAGUACAGAGCUACCCUAAAGCAGAGACUCAAUCUAAUCCUUGAACACUUACUGCUAUACAGGAUGUUGAGGCAGAAAAAGACAUGUCAAACUGAAUAAUGGAUAGCUUGGCCUUGUGCAGACUUCAGAAUUGUUACACAACACCUAUCCCUCCCUAGGUUAUGGAGGGGGUUAUGAUAGAUCAUUUGGUCCCUUCUGCUUUUAAUCUCUGCUAUAGUAGGAAUAUUAAUUUAACUGGAAAAAAUUCAUAAUUUAAAGACUAUUAUGGAUUUUGAGAACUUGUUUUAAAACAAAUCUUGUUGGAUAGGAUAGCAGUCAUUAACAAAGCAGAGCCAUACACCAUUUUUUGUUGGAUGGCAGGAGAAACAAAGCUAUGUAUUGCUCCUUAAAGCAACAGUGUGUACAAAUUUCCUAAUACCAUAGUGACUAUUUUCUUGGUAUGGUCACCUUUUAAAUCUGAGUUCAACUAAAACAAAAGCAGCCCACAAACUGAUGUCACCUGUACUCAUGCCACUUAUUCCUGGUUUGUGUGGUACUUGCAAUAUCUAAAGGUGAAGGCUAUGUUUGAGUUGGAAAUUUAAUCUGACUGCACUUAAGCAAAGCUGCUAUCUACCUUGAUGUUGGUGCAAGGGGGAUGAACUUCUAAGGCCAAAAUAGCAUCUUUAGAGGGGUAGGGCUAGAUUAAAUCCUCAGUUGAGACAAGGCCUAAAGUAAAGUGACAGAUUGCUUUGGGGGGAGGGCUGCUGAAGAGGUGCUAACCUGAACUUGUUUUAAGUGCUAAAUUUGACCUCAGGUAAAAAACAAUUUGCUGCUGAAGUAAUUUAAC